AUGGGUGAGGAGAACCUGCACCUCUGGAAAGAGCCAGAAGAGGGUGCAGCCACUACUUUGUACCUAGGUCGGACCUGGGAGAACCACACCCAGCACAAGAUGAGCACCUGGUUCCUCUUCUUCACCUGCAUGGGCUCCUGGGCUGGUACCAGCAUCUCUGUCACAGAACCUGGAGGGCCCUGUGCUAGAGAUUUCCUCUGCCUCAACAACAACAUCCUCAGGAUUGACUGCCACUGGUCUGCUCCUAACUGGGCUCAGUACACAGACCCCUGGCUCUUGUUCACUAGUAACCACGAACCAGACAUCCAGUCACGCUGCAUUUUCCGGGACAAUACCUGCACAGUGCAUCUACCAGAGGAAAAUGUGCUUGUGUCCUCUGACAACUUCACCAUCACUUUACACCACCGUGUGUCUGGAAAGGAGCUGGUCACCUGUCAGAUCUCAGAUUAUCUGCCCCGGAAAUACGUGAAGUUGGACCCUCCCUUUGACCUGCACAGCAAUGUCAGCUCUGACCACUGUGUGCUGAGCUGGGCUACCAGUCCUGAAUUGGAGCCGUUGGGCUCCUUAUUCAGCUACGAACUGUCCUUCAAGAGACAGGAAGAAGCUUGGGAGCAGGCCAGGCACAAGGAUCGAAUUGUGGGAGUCUCCAGGAUCAUACUCGAGGCCAUCGAGUUGAAGCCUGGCUCUACCUAUGAGGCCAAACUGCGUGUCCAGAUGACCACACAGGAGGAUGAGAUGCUGGAAAACCGCUACGAGGGCCAGUGGAGUGAAUGGAGCCAGCCUGUGUGGUUCCCCUCUCCCCAGAGACAAGGCCACCGGAACUCACCUUUGGGACAGCCCCACAAUGCCCUUGUCACUGUGUGCAUCCUGGUCCUACUCACCAGCCUCACCUACCUUCUGUUCAAGCUGGCUCCCAGGGUGAAGAGAACCUUCUAUAAGAAUGUCCCCUCCCCGGCAGCAUUCUUCCAACCGCUCUACAAGGUGCACAAUGGAAACUUUCAGUGUCUGCAUCUAGGGGAGGGUUUACGGACCUGGACAGGAUCCCACAAAGUUAACCUGAGGUCCAACGAGGCCUUUGCCAGUACCUCAUCAGGAGUCUCGGACCCUGCUAUCCUGGAAUCCAUUGAUUUGCUCAUGUGUGAUCCUGCAGAACCCUGGAAACUUGGCCUGAAGAAGGAGAGCUUGGGAGUACAGGAUACACCAGUGGGACAUGUGGAGGCGGGGCCUCCUCUGGCAUACCUGCCGCAGGAGGACUGGGGCCUAGCCAGACCCCCUAGUCCAGCUUCCAGAGGGCCAGCAGGCAGCACUGACUACUGCGCCCUGAGCUGCUCUGAUGGGGGUUUCACUUCAGGCUCCACAGGCACAAGGCAGAGCUUUGUGCCCAUCCUGGCCAGGGCCCAGGGCCUUUCCUGUGCCCAGUCAACUGGGGAUGCCCAGCAGGAAUAUGCCUGUGUGGGAGCUGGUCAGCACCUGACGUGA
Molecule: messenger RNA, 1479 nt
Organism: Suncus etruscus (white-toothed pygmy shrew)
Lineage: Eukaryota; Metazoa; Chordata; Mammalia; Eulipotyphla; Soricidae
Gene: IL9R
Product: interleukin 9 receptor
Exons: 10
Coding region: 1-1479 (492 amino acids)
Biological process (GO): immunoglobulin mediated immune response; cytokine-mediated signaling pathway
Cellular component (GO): membrane; external side of plasma membrane
Molecular function (GO): interleukin-9 binding; interleukin-9 receptor activity
Source: RefSeq, a predicted model, not a curated record